AUGACGGGCGACGGGGUGAACGACGCCGUGGCGCUGCGGGCCGCGGACAUCGGCGUGGCCAUGGGGCAGGCGGGCACCGACGUCUGCAAGGAGGCCGCGGACAUGAUCCUCGUGGACGAUGACUUCCAGACAAUAAUGUCUGCAAUUGAAGAGGGUAAAGGAAUUUAUAAUAACAUAAAAAAUUUUGUUAGAUUUCAACUGAGCACGAGUAUAGCAGCUCUGACUUUAAUCUCACUGGCUACAUUAAUGAACUUUCCUAAUCCUCUCAAUGCCAUGCAGAUCUUAUGGAUCAAUAUUAUUAUGGACGGACCUCCAGCUCAAAGUCUUGGGGUGGAGCCUGUGGAUAAAGAUGUUAUUCGGAAGCCUCCAAGGAAUUUGAAGGACAGCAUUCUGACCAAAAACCUGAUUGUUAAAAUACUGGUUUCAGCAGUGAUCAUCGUCUGUGGAACACUGUUUGUCUUCUGGAGAGAGCUAAGAGACAAUGUCAUAACGCCUCGAGACACAACCAUGACUUUCACCUGUUUUGUGUUUUUUGAUAUGUUCAAUGCUCUGAGUUCCAGGUCUCAGGCAAAGUCUGUGUUUGAGAUUGGACUCUGCAGCAACAAGAUGUUCUGCUAUGCUGUCCUGGGAUCCAUCAUGGGGCAGUUACUGGUCAUUUACUUCCCUCCACUUCAGAAGGUUUUCCAGACAGAGAGUCUGAGUGUCCUGGAUUUACUGUUUCUCCUGGGACUCACUUCAUCUGUGUGCAUAGUGACUGAGAUCAUAAAGAAGUUUGAAAGGAGCAAGGAAAAGAUCCAGAAACGUGGAAGUUCUUCUUCGUCAACUUCGUCUUUUCUUGAUGUAUGAUGCAUAUUGCAUUCUUUUGUUUGCAAACUUAGGGAUUGCUGUCUAAAGAUGUAGGAGAAAGCAAAACUAUAUUUGGAGGAUAAAGAAGUCCUGAGGGCUUUUGACAAGUCCUUUGUCUCACCGGCUAGUGAUGAACAUUCACGUUUCAAGACUGUUUAGAAUUUAACUUCCAGCUGUGGGAGUAACAAAUGAAAUUAUGCAACUUUGGUAAUGUUUUUCCUCAAACAUAAAUUUACUUUUGAGAUUGAAUGGGAUUUUGUGGGUGGGUGGGAGUUAAAGAAAGAUCUAAGCCCAAGUCCCAUUUUCUGCACUUAAAAGAUAUUGUGUAAAAUCCUUCUCUUAGAUAUAAAUAUUUUAGUUUGUUUUUAUUUAAAACAUUGUACUAUUUUACUUUUAUGGUGGUGGGACUUUGCUACUAAUGCAAGGAUUAAAUAUUUCAGAGGCAUUCCACUGGGUUGAGUCCGUCACAAGAGUGCCAUAUUCUAGCUACUGUAUUUAUUUACUUUACCCUGCAAUGUGUAAGCGGCUCAAGUACCUUGUGCUACAGGUUUUUUGUAUCCCAGGUUUGGUUUUUUUGCACAGGAUGUGACCGCUGUCAGAUCACUGUUUUCCUUUUUUGUGUGAUUGAA
Messenger RNA from Merops nubicus (carmine bee-eater), 1475 nucleotides. RefSeq names its product ATPase, Ca++ transporting, type 2C, member 1 (gene ATP2C1). The record is from RefSeq and is a predicted model, not a curated record. Lineage: Eukaryota; Metazoa; Chordata; Aves; Coraciiformes; Meropidae. Gene Ontology annotation, cellular component: endoplasmic reticulum; Golgi membrane; plasma membrane. Gene Ontology annotation, biological process: calcium ion transmembrane transport; intracellular calcium ion homeostasis; manganese ion transport. Gene Ontology annotation, molecular function: P-type calcium transporter activity; ATP binding; ATP hydrolysis activity. The transcript is spliced from 7 exons. Bases 1 to 846 code for a protein of 281 amino acids.